CGAAACUGAAAAGAUCCUCUCAGGAGUAUUUGCCGCUUAUUAGGAGUGUCCUUGUUCACUCGAUUUUGCUCUAACAUUGGCAUUUUAUCGAACAAGUGGUGUGCGGCGUUAUUGUUCUUCAAUAGCCAAAAAAGGCGAUCACACUAAAAGCAGCUUGGUUCUUGUUUUUUCUUUGCACGUGCCAUUAAAGGGAAAGCACUUCGCAUUUCAUCGCGGUCUGAGAUAAGAACAGACAUUUGUAGCAAAACAGACAUCUGAACAAUUAUGCUAUUGUAAGACUACUGGAAAGUUAUCAUCCCAAACAGUGCACCGACUGCAAAGAGAUAUAUACUGAUGCACAACUGGAGAAUGAAAAGCUGUAAUUAGUACAAAUGCAGCAAUGUUGGUAAAGGAUCAAUGUGAAGAAUACACGGGGUACAUUUCAGAUCCUCCUUUUUUCUUGAUAUCUUUGGAGUUUCAAAGUUAGUUUCUAAUAAAUAAUAUCAACUCUCUCUGGCAUUCUCCAUUUGUGUGGAUAUAUAGUUGAACUAGUUUUCCAAGCCUGGUUCCAUGUAACUAAUACUUGAAAAAUUGCAUUAUAGAAAGUGACAUUAAAUUUGUUUUCGAAGUUUGAUCUGGUGCACUAGUCAACCAAAGAAGAGAUGGGGUAGGAUUUGGUCAUGUAAAAGUGUCAGUAAAACAUAGAUUUGUCAGGUGUUUGGAGCAAUGUGAUCCAUAGCCAUGAGGGCUUGCUCUCUACGGGUGUCCAUCCUUCUCUGGUUGCGAUUUGCUUCUCCCUUCUUUGGUGGUUCUGCUUCCCUUUUUGAGUUUGAGUUGGAUUUUUGGCUUAUGGUUUUCGUGGGCUACAUGGUAGUCAACACCCAGGAGAUGAUUGAGAGGGCACACCUUGGUGAUCUGGACUACGUGAAGCAUCCCCCAACCCCUUUCACUGAUUUCAUUGCCGUUUUGUUCGCGCACACAUAAUCAGAGUAAUUUUGUCUCUAACCAGCUUAGAAUACCAGCUUUCCUUUUAAUGGGUUCUUCCCCCGUUUUCGUUUUACAAUGUUCCAUCACAUUCUUCCUGCUGUGCUAUCUCAGCAGAAAAACCCUUCUAGGGAAUUGCAACCUCCGCCGCCACAGCCACAACUAGCUUCAAAUUUAUCAAGCUGAUAAGCAUCCAUUGUCUAUAAGUUGUAUUAGACAUUUCAAGAUUAGGUGUAUCACCAGGAAGUGUCUCUUUUUACAGAAGUGUAGAACAAGAAAAAGGCUGGGAAAGUGUUCUUUUACUGCAUCAGGCCACAGUUUGUGACGGCUACCUUGGCUUAAGGGCGGUUGAAUCCUCUUUCUGCCACAACAGCUCUCUUAUCUCCUGUCUGCGUGAUUGGCUAAGACCUUCAGAAGCUGUGUUCUUUCAGAGUUGGGAGCUUGUCAUGUUUCGAAAGAAGAUGGAGAGAGAGAGAGAGACAUCAUGGUUAGAAGAAGAGGAAGAGGAAGAAGUUUGUUAAUGAUAUUAACAUGUGAAUGAAAAUAAUUUGGCUUUUAAGUUUCAAUUUGAAUGGAGAUCAAACUAAUGAGGUCUCCUGUUACUAAGUCUUUAAUUCAUUGAUAACACCAAAUCCCGCGGCAAAGCGUGAGUAAAAUUUCUAGUGCAUGGACUAAAUUGCCUGUGCUUCCACCGGUCGAUAUACAAAUGUGUCGUCUCUCAUUUUACCAAACUCUCAAAAACCAAUGUCCCUUGGUUGUCAUGUUCUUUCUUCAUUCUUUUACUGUUUUAUCUCUAAAUGAAGAGCUAGUCGGUGACAACUGGCAACUGCAUAUACCUAUCAAACCAAACCAAUAAUUCCAUUGGCAAAAUAUCUCCCACUCUUUCGGUGGUGACUGGACUGAUCGGUCCUCUACCCUUACCUUUUCUUCUUUCCUCGGUAGUUUCGCUUCAUCUUACAGGAAAAACUGUGAUAAGUGCAGUGUGCACCUACUGAGAGCCUCGUCCUCUUCUGCCCCUUAAUCAUUUCACCUGCUUUUUCCACCCGUUCAUACACGUACAAUGUGUUCCUGAUUUUGCCACUUUACCUUAUCUUCUUCUCCAUUUCUUGUUAGUUUCGUUUCAUCUUACACGCCCUUGACUUCGUAUUGACGUUGAUCGAAGCUAGCAGGAAACAGUGAUCAGUACGUGUACCUAUUUUUGAGAGCCUCUUCCUCUUCCUCUUCUGCUCCUAGCCUUCUUCAUUCCAUCAGCGAGCUGUGCCUGAAAUCAAACAAAAAGCCAGAUUCGAUAUAUGGCCAUCCAAUUGAGAGCUUCUUCUUCUCUCUCCUCUGCUUCUUCCACCGGUUCGUGGAGACAUGAUGUGUUUCUGAGUUUCAGAGGCGAGGAUACUCGCUACGGUUUCACAGGUCAUUUGCACAGGUAUUUGGUUCAAAGGGGGAUCAACACCUUCAUAGAUGAUGAUGAUCUUCCAAGGGGAGAGGAAAUAUCAGAAGCACUUCUCCGAGCCAUUGAAGGAUCAAAGCUCUCCCUCAUCGUCUUCUCCGAAAACUAUGCAUUCUCAAAGUGGUGUUUGGAUGAACUAGUUCAUAUCCUUGGAUGUAGAAGAUCAAAGAACCAAAUGGUUCGGCCAAUCUUUUACAAAGUGGAUCCAACGGACGUAAGACACCAAAGAGACACAUUUGGUGAGGCACUUGCAGAGCAUGAACGCAUAUUCAAGGAUGACAUGGACAAGGUGUUAAGAUGGAGAGCAGCUCUUUUAGAAGCUGCUAAUUUGUCUGGGUGGCAUUUCUCGAGCGGGCAUGAAUCUAAAUUUAUUGAUAUAAUUGUUGAAGAGGUCUCUACAAAACUAAAAGAACGUACCAAUUUGGAUGUGGCGAAGUGUCCGGUUGGGAUAGACUCUCGCCUACAAGACAUGCUUGAAAUUUUAGAUGUUGGGGGAGGUGAUCGUAUACGCAUGGUAGGGAUAUGGGGGAGUGGUGGAAUAGGUAAGACAACAAUUGCUAAAGCUGCUUACAAUACAAUUGCCCAUAAGUUUGAUGGUAGCUGCUUUUUGGCAAAUGUUAGAGAAGGUUCAGAGCAACAUGGAGGUUUAGUCAACCUACAAAACAUCAUUCUUUCAAAGAUUCUAGGGGGCAAAGAACUCAAAGUAAUCAAUGUUGAUGAAGGAAUUACUUUGUUGCGGGAGAGGUUGAGAUAUAAGAGGGUUCUUUUAGUUCUUGAUGAUGUGGAUCGAUUGGACCAGUUAGAGAAAUUAGCUGGUAGACCAGAUUGGUUUCACAGCGGCAGUAGAGUUAUCAUAACAACAAGAGAUAAGCAUUUGCUGAUUGCUUAUCCAGUGAAUCAAAUAUACAAGGCACGGAAACUAGAUCAUCAUGAAGCUUGUGAGCUAUUCCUUGAAAAUGCCUUGAUGACUAAUAGAAAUAUGGAUAAUGAUGAAAAACUCGCAGUUAACACUAUUGUUGAAUAUGCUCAAGGCCUUCCAUUAGCGCUGAAAGUUUUAGGUUCACAUCUGUGCAGUAAACCUAUAUGUCAGUGGCGAGCUUUAUUAGAUGGUCAUAGAAGAAGUCCUCUUCAAGACAUUCAAAAGAUUCUCAAAAUCAGUUACGAUGCACUGGAAGAACCAGAGAAAGAAAUCUUCCUUCACAUUGCAUGCUUCUUCAAACAUAAAAAUAAGAACGAUGUGAUAGCAAUAUUAGAAGGUUGUGGUUACAGCAACCCUAUGUCUAGUAUUGAAGUUCUCGAAGAAAAGGCCCUCCUAAAUGUUGAACAUGCUGAUAUUUUCAUGCAUGAUUUGCUAGAAGAAAUGGGAAAAAAAAUAGUUCAUGAAGAGUCGCCUAAAGAGCCUGGUGGUCGCACCAGAUUGUGGUAUCACAAAGAUGUUCUCCAAGUUCUAACAGAGAACACAGGAACAAGUAACAUUGAAGGCAUAAUGGUAAAGAUGCCAACAGCAGAUGAGAUACGUUUGAGUCCUAAAUGCUUCAAAAAGAUGAUAAAUCUUAAACUUUUUAUAAACGUCAAUGGACGGUUUUGUGGAAAUGUUGAUUAUUUUCCAAAUCAAUUGCGGGUACUUGAUUGGCGUUACUGCCCGCUACAAUCUUUGCCCUCCAAUUUUAAUAUGAAGAAUAUGGUUCAACUUAGCAUGCCUUGCAGCCGCAUCUCAUGUUUUGGAGAAGGAUUCAAGAGUAUGGAAAAUCUGAAAUCCUUAAAAUUGAGGGGAUGUAAAUUCCUAGCACCAAGCCCAGACCUGUCUGGAAGCCCAAACUUAGAGUUUCUGGAUCUAAGUUUCUGUACAAGUUUAAAGAAGAUUCACCCUUCGGUUGGAUCUCUCAAAAAGCUUGUUAUACUGGAUCUAAGUGGGUGUAAAAGGUUAGAGGAGGUUUACCCUUCAGUUGGAUCCCUCAAAAAGCUUGUUAGACUGGAUCUAAGUGGGUGUAAAAGGUUAGCACCAUGCCCAGACCUGUCUGAAAGUCCAAACUUGAACUUUCUGGAUCUAAGUUUCUGUACAAGUUUAAAGAAGAUUCACCCUUCGGUUGGAUCCCUCAAAAAGCUUGUUCACUUGAAUCUAUGUGGAUGUAAAAGGUUAGAGGAGGUUCACCCUUCGGUUGGAUCCCUUAAAAAGCUUAUUCACCUGGAUCUUGAAGAAUGCUCUAAACUUCGGAUGCUACCUGGCGAAGUCGACUGGAGAUCCCUCCAAACCAUUAAACUUGACGGUUGCAGAAUGCUGGAGAGUUUUCCUGAAAUUGUGGGAGAGAUGAAAUACAUGAGAUCCUUGAGUCUGUACGACACUGGCAUCAAAGCAUUGCCUUCAUCCAUUGGAUAUCUAAUUAACCUUGAAUGGUUGGAGUUACAAGAUUGUGGAAACCUCACAGAUCUACCUUACAGCAUCUAUGAAUUGCAAAAUCUGGAGGCUGUUUAUUUGUACGACUGCCCAAAACUCGUAAGAUUCCCAAAUAAGGGGGACUCUGAAGUGCUUCCAACUUACUCAAAGGUUUCACAUGACGAAGGAUGCAGUUCAAUGGAGCCGCACAAUUUGGCACUACGUCACUUCACCGCGAGAGGAUGCGACGCCGCUGUAUCUAAUACUGAUUUCCUCGCAUCCCUUGAUUGGGCACGUGAAAUUGAUAUAUCAGGAAGCGCCAUUGUUAUUCUUUCCGAAUGCAUCAACGAAUUUCUCUACCUGAGGGAACUCAAUUUGAGCGGCUGCACGAGGCUCGUAGAAAUUCCAGAGCUUCCACCAAGUAUUCGCCGGUUGUAUGUGAGUGAUUGCGUAUCAUUGGAAAGAAUUUCGAAGUUGUCAAACAUUUUGGAGCGUAAAGAAUCACAAAUGAUUGAGGAGAUGGACUUGACUAAUUGCUGGAGACUCUGUCAAAAUUUGGUUCAGAUGGCAAACAAGGAUGAUGAUGAUAAAGUGCACGCUGAGCUCUUCUCUCGACUCCUAUCUUCUCAGCUAUCCAAAUUCACAAUUACAUUUCCAGUUCCAAGAAGCGAGGUUCCAAAGUGGUUCAGCUGUCAAAUGGAUUUCAAGGGGCAUCACCGGUUUGAAUUUUGUAUUGAAACACUUGCAAAUUUCAAAUGGGACUACACAGGAUUGGCUCUCUGUGUUGCUGUUGGUCAAAACCUGAAACCUACUGCUAUUGUGGUCAAUAUUCACAUCAAAACCUGCAACCUACUGUUUUUUGAUCAUCUCAGUGUUUCAUGUCUCCCCAGACAGUGGGUUUAUUCAGCAGAGUCGGAUCAUGUGUGGCUGCACUAUGUUCCCUUCCUUGAAAUGUGGCCAUUUGAUUAUAUGCGUCCAUUGCCCCCUUUUACGUGUCGAGUCAUUAUUCAACUUGAGAGCUAUGAGUCCUCCGUUAGAAGCUGUGGGGUCCACCUUGUAAUGCCACCCAAUGAAGACGUUUGUAUGAAGCUAAUCCGGAACCACACCAGGGAACUUCCUACGUUAUAAGGACUUCUGGGACAAUUAUUGUCCCAAACAGAGGACUGACUGCAAAGAAUUAUAUACUGAUGCACAACUGGAAAACGAAAAGCUGUAAUUAUUAGUAAUGCAGCAUAGCAUUGUCUAUGGACCAGUGUGACGAAUACAGGGACUGCCCUGAGGAAUCUAAGGAAGCCAUUGCAUCACUAAUGGAUACUGCAGCUAGAUUUUCUGAUUUACCAGAGUUUUGUGACAUUAGGCCACUAUUUCAAGAGAGAUAAGUGAACUCUGGAUUAUUAUGACGAUCAGAAGUUUGUUGAGAACAUAGCUUCAAAGCCUCCCACAUUGGAGAAGAAGGUUCAGUUGACAUAGCAUUGGAGUUUUCAAUAAAGUGGGACUCCAUGGCCUUUGAACAAAGGAUGUCUAAACCUCCUGCAUUUAUACAGUGCAAGCCAUGAAAUCUUGGAUAUGUAUAGGGUUUCAAGCACAAGCAUCAAUCUAUGUAAGCAAAGCUAUGAAAUGGUGGGAGAAAACCCUAAAACUGAACAUGGUGGAAAUCCAUUCUGCUAAGAACUUAUUGAUUCUUUGCAUAAUGCUGGUGAUAGAUUGGUCAUAGUGGAUUUUUACUCACCUGGUUGUGGAGAUAGUAGAGCUCUCCAUCCCAAG
Rosa chinensis is the source of this 6545-nucleotide messenger RNA. RefSeq names its product disease resistance protein RPV1. The record is from RefSeq and is a predicted model, not a curated record. Bases 2256 to 5909 code for a protein of 1217 amino acids. Lineage: Eukaryota; Viridiplantae; Streptophyta; Magnoliopsida; Rosales; Rosaceae. The transcript has 11 exons. Gene Ontology annotation, molecular function: ATP hydrolysis activity; ADP binding. Gene Ontology annotation, biological process: signal transduction; defense response.